AUGUCGGUUAAUCAAGUUUUUGUUCGCAGGAUGCGGUUAUAUUAUGUGCUUACAAAAGUCAAAGUAGCGCUAAAAUUGAUCUUGAAAUAUUUUAUCGAGAAUCAUGAGGAAGGAGGAAGAACAAAGUUCGAACUUAUCGGUGAUGUGACAGAUGGAUGGUGGAAGACAUAA
Sphenostylis stenocarpa is the source of this 171-nucleotide messenger RNA. The record is from the annotation of a GenBank genome assembly. NCBI's taxonomy places the organism in Eukaryota, Viridiplantae, Streptophyta, Magnoliopsida, Fabales, Fabaceae.